This is a messenger RNA of Fusarium falciforme, 3183 nucleotides long. RefSeq lists its product as hypothetical. The transcript has 2 exons. NCBI's taxonomy places the organism in Eukaryota, Fungi, Ascomycota, Sordariomycetes, Hypocreales, Nectriaceae. The coding region runs from base 1 to 3183 and encodes 1060 amino acids. Gene Ontology annotation, cellular component: cytoplasm. Gene Ontology annotation, biological process: chromatin remodeling. The record is from RefSeq and is a predicted model, not a curated record.
AUGGCAUCUACAUCCAGCAGCCAGGAGAGGAAUGAGUUUUUCCAAAAACUCAAGCCAUGCUGCGUCAAGAUCAGCCAGUUGGCCAUACGGGAGGCCGACAAUCCAGCUUCCGCUCGCGAGUUGACCGAGCUCACAGGGCGAGUGCUGGAAAUUCUGAAUGAGCAAAUCCAGCGAAAUCCGUUGGCGCUGGACGAAAAACUCUCUGAAUAUGUCUUCUUCCCGCUCUACCACAUCUUCCGUCAGAUGGAUCAGUACCCCAUGCCCUUGAUCGAAAACUGCAUCAAGGCACUCGCUAUCUUGAUCACUCAUGGAUGGAAGACCAAGAUUUCUGCGGAGCUAGUGAAACAAAUAUUGAGUCUUCUGACCUUUAUACUGGAUGGAACACCUGGCUCUGCCCAAAAACGACCUGUGGCCGAGGAGACUGCGCUGGAGGCGUUCCGUGGGCUGACUGCUCUUUUCAUCACAGCUGGCACGUCCAUCGCGGCGGCAUCGGGACUUUCGGAAGCAGAAACGAUACCUGUGCUCGGCCACGGUGUCACAGUCAUGUUAGAUGGGGUUGUCAGCGGCGCAACACCCCAGAUACAACAAGAGGCGUUGCGAGCCCUGCAAGCCGUGUACCACACCAUCAAAGAGCCUGCCGCGCUGGCUAGUUUCCUCCCGGGCACUGUCUCUUCGCUGGCAAAGGUUGCAUCCUCUCCGAACCGAUACAAGGGGAACGUUCUUGCAAAGUGUCUCGAGACCGUGAGUCUGGUGUUGACAACCGUUCUGGCUGAUCUUAGAACGCGGUCAAUACUGGCCAAGUCCGAGGCCGAACAAGAGGAUGAAGAUCAUGACAACAAAAUCCUCUCUCCUUCAUGGCUCAAGGCGUCCGCCAUCCAAGUCAAGAAAGCGCUCUCUACGAUGAUGAGGCUACGAACCCAUGAUUCCGCCGAGGUCAGGUCCGCUCUCAACAAACUUUGUGUCGUCAUCUUGGAUGAAUGCCACAAGACCUUGGAAAACUGCGCGAAUAUAUUGAUCGAAACGGCAAUCGUUCUUGGAGAGACAGAGGAAAAGACAUCCCUGACGCAAACCAGCCUGCAGGAUCUCGUCAGCAUCUACCCAGAACUUGGCGAGAUCGUCAAGACUACAGCCUACAACUGGAUGUCUAGUCUGUCGCGUUUGAUGCAAGGAGCAGACGAACAAGCGAAACGAGACGCGAUACGUAACGUUUUGAAGGCACUCGAGCUACUCAAAAGCCUACACAUACAGUCGUCGACUCUCGAGGAUUCAAUGUCGACCAUGCUUCGGGACAGCGUUGUUUCACUUGUUCAGGCAUCGAAGCUUCAGUCAACAAACGAAAUCGCCGAUGUGAAACUGAUUGCUGGGGGAGAUUCAAGCGAGUUCAGGGACGCGCAAUAUCAGCCGAUUCUUCUACCUUCCGAGAGCCAGAAAGAUAUUCGAGGUGAGAUGGCGUCGCUUAUUUCUUUCCUUGGCUCGUCUUCCCAGAAAGUGAGGCUUGCAAGCAGUAUGCUGGAGCAGGCACACGAGUCUGGAAACCCAGUUGGGCAAGUUUCUGCCUUUUGGCUUUGCUUCCAACUAGUCAAGGCCAGCCAUAGGGCUUCGGCAGAGGAAGAUAUGUUCUUGAAUCUGUCAUCUCUGAGCGACCCGGCUGGGGAUGUGGAGGGCGUCUUCAACGAGUUGUAUACGACGGCAGUACAAAUUCUCGACCGCCACACGGAGGUAGAGCCUGUUGACUGGCGACUGGAAGCCCUUGCCUUGGAGGUUACUGCCUACACAGCUCAGAGGUCAGGAGAAUCAUUUCGACCAGAACUGAUCGAUGUGUUGUUUCCAAUCGCAACGUUCUUGGGAUCUAAUAGCCAAGGCCUGCAGAAACACGCUAUCGUCACGCUGAACACCAUAGCAGCCUCGUGUGGAUAUGCUAGUGUGUCGGAACUCAUCAUCAGCAACGUUGAUUACAUGGUCAACUCUGUCUCUCUGCGGCUGAACACUUUGGAUAUAUCGCCGGCAUCGAUCAAUGUCUUGACCAUGAUGAUCCGAUUAGCAGGCCCUCGACUAGUCCCUUACCUUGACGACGUCAUUGACUCCAUUUUCGGUGCCUUGGACAACUACCACGGCUACCCGGUGUUUGUGGAAAACCUCUUUAGUGUGCUUAAAGAAGUGGUGGAUCAAGGUGUUCGUUCGGACAUGCUCUUGUUGGAACACCAGACGAGCUCGAAGCCAGAUCACCGAAAGAAAGCACAGAAGACGGAUGAAAUCUCUUCUCUCUUGGAUACCUUGGCAAAGAGAAAAGAGAGAAUCUCUCGCGACAAGACCGAGACAGAUCAAGUGCGCGGCCACCCGACGAUACCCUGGAAGAAGGAGGACAAGAAGGAAGACGACGAAGAUGGGGCAAAUCCUCCAGCCGAGGAAGAAAAACCUCCAAACUCUCAAACGUACCAGUUGCUGCUGAGAGUGGCAAACCUAACCCAACACUAUCUGACAUCCCCGACGCCAACGCUACGGAGGUCACUGCUAGAGCUGCUGACAACGGCAUCUACAGCUCUGGCUCCCGAUGAGGACGCAUUCUUGCCACUGGUCAACUCGAUCUGGCCGGUGGUAAUUGACAGGCUGCAUGAUCCUGAAGCUUAUAUCGUGGUCGAGGCGUGCCACGCGCUGGCUGGGCUCUGCGCGGCAGCAGGAGACUUCCUCAGCUCUCGGUUCAAGACGGACUGGGCGGAUUGGCUUCGGGGGUGGUGUCGCAAUGCUAAGCUUGAAGCUUCCGGGCGACCGGGGCAGACCAAACCCCGUGGGGAAGUUAGGAUUACGCGGGGACGAGAGAGCGACGAUAGCCGAAUUGUGAUGCCCCUGAGGAGCGGAGGCGGCCUCGGUGGCAAUCCGCAGGCGGUGACACCGUACUCCGGUGCUGACCUGGGGAGAUUUGCAUCGCCGGCGCGAGUGUGGGGGGCCACGGUCGAGCUAUUGACAGCAAUAGUGUCGCACGUUCACGUGGACGAUGACAUGUUUGACGACAUUCUGGACCUACUGUCAGACGUUUUAGAGCGCAACGUUGGAGUGCGGGAGGCAUUGGAGGCUGUCAACGGGGACGCGGUGUGGCUGGUGCGAUACGAGCGAGGGAAUGUUGAGCCUCUACCGACACCCCAGAUGGAUGGUAUUGUAUUUGCUGCCAUGGAAAUAGCUCAGUAA